Molecule: messenger RNA, 1359 nt
Organism: Phytophthora sojae
Lineage: Eukaryota; Oomycota; Peronosporomycetes; Peronosporales; Peronosporaceae
Exons: 1
Coding region: 1-1359 (452 amino acids)
Source: RefSeq, a predicted model, not a curated record
AUGCUGUCCUGCAAAACUCUGGCCGCUCUGUGCGUCGCCGGACUCGUGCUCUCCGGGGGAGUGAACGCGCGCGUCGAAACUGCCCAAACCAUUGGCGCUAGUUAUCCGAAAGGUGAUGCGAUCACUGCCGGCACUGGCGUCGGCAAGACUGGUGUGACUGGUACGGGCGGUGCUGCCACAAGCCCUGUAACCAACCCGGGAGCUGGAGUCGGUGGUGCCGGAGACAAUGUCAGUGGCGCUGCGACCAAUGUCGGCGGAGGUGUCGGGAACCCGGUGGAUGGCGCGACUUCCAAUGUGAAUGCUGGCACAACCACGUCAACGCCCACGGGCGUUGAUGUCACCUCGACGACGGCUUCGGCUCCGCUACCAUCGACGGGAGGUGGAGCAUCCGUGACCGCCAGCGUCACCGAUUCCAACGGACAAACUCACACCGUGUCCAAGUCGAGCGACGGACAGUCUGUCAAUGUCAAUGUUGGCGAUAACGCUGCCAACAACGUCGGUGGGCCGACAGGAGUAAGUCCUGCUACGACGACGGCCUCAGGACCGCUUCCGUCGACGGGAGGAGGACCAUCUGUGAGCGCCAGCGUCACCGAUUCAAAUAGGAAGACCACCUCCGUCUCGAGAACCAGCGACGGACAACCCAUCAAUGCCAGCGUUGGCGGCAACACUGGUGACAAUGUCGGACCCCCAACGGGAGUCGACGCCACUUCGACGACAGCCUCGGCACCGCUGCCAGCAACGGGAGGUCAAACGAGCGUAAGCGCAAGUGUCACCGAUUCAAACGGACAGACUCGCACUGUCUACAAGAGCAGCGACGGCCAGCCCAUCAACGUCAAUGUUGGCGACAACGCUAGCAACAACUUUGGCGCACCAACGGGUGCCAACACGGCGACGACAACGGCCUUAGCUCCACUCCCAUCGACUGGAGGUGGAGCGUCCGUGAGCGCGAGCGUCACGGAUUCUAAUGGACAGACACGCACGGUUUCCAAGACGAGCGACGGCCAACCGAUCAGCGCCAACGUUGGCGAUAGUGCUGCACCCACGACCGGGGCAAGCGAGGGAGGAACAUCAGCGUCCACGGGACCCGCUGACGUAUCCGGGGCCACGGGAGGUGCUGGAGCCGGACCCAUGGGGGCGUCAGGAGCUGCUGGCCCUUCGACGGGUGGCGACGCCCCCACAACUACGACCGACUCGAAUGGAGCCACGCCUUCGGUCUCAAACACCAGUGGUGGCCAAGCCAUGACGCCGCGCAAGGAGGGGGCCGCUACGCCCGCCCCGUCGGUUCCCACGGACGCUGUCGGUGCAUCCAACUCGACUGCCCCUGUCCCCUCGAGGGAUGAGAGCGUCACCCAGAACUGA